This is a messenger RNA of Poecilia reticulata (guppy), 1497 nucleotides long. Lineage: Eukaryota; Metazoa; Chordata; Actinopteri; Cyprinodontiformes; Poeciliidae. The record is from RefSeq and is a predicted model, not a curated record.
AUGGGGACUCAUGUGCUGCUGUGGGUCUUAUGUCCUCUGCUGCUGCUCAGCGUGUGCAGACCCGCCGCUGCGGUCAGCGUGAAGGAAGACCUGGCCAAAUGCCUGAACGACACCGACUACAGACACCUGAUGCACACGAUGAMGCACGGCCUCCCCGCCAUCGAAAAGCCUCAUCAUGUGGUCAUCGUCGGAGCCGGGAUGGCUGGACUGACAGCCGCCAAGCUGCUUGAAGCUGCAGGACAUCAGGUCAGAAACGCAAACGUCGCUCAGGAUUUUUCAGGAAACAUAAAACAAUUCAGACAAAAACUCAUCAACAUGUCUGUCAACAGCAUCGUCCGCUUUUUAAUCGAAGAAUUUGGUUUGAAGAUGAAUAAAUUUCACAUGGUCGACAAGAACACCUUCUACUACGUUCACGGCCUGAAGCCGAAGAAAACCUACGCUGUGAUGCAAAACCCCGACGUUCUGAAGUACAACCUGCCAAAACGAGAACGCCACAUAGCGCCGCUGAAGCUGCUGGAGAUGGCUCUGCGAAAGGUCAAAGAAGAGGUCAAGGCUCACGGCUGCAGAGCUAUGCUCAAGAAAUACGACCAUUACUCUGUAAAGGAAUAUUUGCUAACUGAAGGCGGUCUGAGCGCAGAGGCAGUGAGGAUGAUCGGGGAUCUGCUAAACGAGAACAGCCUCAUGCAUCUGGCUUUGACUGAGAUGAUCUACAUCGAGAACGACGUCAGCGACRCCACCACCUACGAUGAAAUAACCGGAGGGACGGAUCUCCUGGCUAAAGCGUUCCUGACGGUCCUGGACGGCCCCAUCCUUCUGGACUCCCGGGUCAGGCGGAUCCAGCGGUCACAUAAGGGUGUGACCGUCUGGUAUCAGAGGGAAAACGACCCGUCUUUAGAAAGUCUGCAGGCCGACGCUGUGCUGGUAACCACGACGGCCAAAGCUGCCCUCUUCAUAGAGUUUGAUCCGCCUCUGUCCACCAGAAAGAUGGAGGCCAUGCGCGCCGUUCACUACGAAAGCUCUACCAAAAUCAUCCUCACUUUUAAGGAAAAKUUCUGGAAGAGCGACGGCAUCAUCGGAGGGAAGAGCAUCACAGACAGACCCACUCGCUACAYCUACUACCCCAGCCACAGUUUCCCAGGAAACGACAGCAUCGGCGUCCUGCUGGCCUCCUACACCUGGGGCGAYGACUCGCGGCUCUUCCAGGGAGCCAGUGAUGAGGAGCUGAARGAGCUGGCCCUCAGGGACCUGAUGCAAAUCCACGGCAAGAAAGUCCACACUCUCUGCACCGGUGUGAUCGUGAAGAAGUGGGAACUGGAUCCGUACAGCCUGGGUGCAUUYGCUCUGUUCACUCCGUACCAACACAUUGAGUAUUCUGCAGAGCUCUUCAGGCAUGAAGGACACAUUCACUUUGCAGGAGAACACAUGGCUUUUCCUCACGCUUGGAUUGAAACGUCCAUGAAAUCUAUGCUCCACCAUCAGGGCACAAAGAAAGUUUGA